AUGGGUUGUUUGAUUUGGGAACAUUUUGUUAAUUUCACCGUGCGCCAGGGUCCUGAGCAUGUUGGCAGAGUAGUGGUUGAAGGAGUGGAAGGUGAUGUACAUGUCUCUGUCUCUGUUGGUGAAGAACAAGGGAGUGAUGAAGAACAAGAAAGUGAUGAAGCACAAGGGACUGACUCUGAUGAAGAAGAAGAUGAAAACGAGUCUGAAAAUGUGGUUGAAGAACAAAAUGUUGAUGUGGAGCCGCCUACUGAAAUUGCUAUCAAUGGUAUAGAAGAUUUGGGGAUGGUAAAUUUCAAACAACUAUCUGUCAAUGAUAUAGUCACCUAUCACUUCCCGGAUCGUGAGGUUGCUUACUUGUUCUACAGUUGGUAUGCUCGGAUGCAUGGAUUUGCUGCGAGGAAGGCUAAGGUUCUAAAAAACAAUCAUGGAGAUGUAAUCCAACAGAGAUUUGUUUGCUUUAGGGAGGGUAAAAGGAAAGAGAAAGAGGAGCCAGAAGUUGAUGUUCAUGCUGGUGAAAAGAGAAAGCGUUUUCCAAAAAAAGCCACAAGAUGUGAGUGUAAGGCUUAUUGUCAGGUCCAUGUUCAUAAGGAUAACAAGCGUUGGCAUGUUAAAUCUGUUUGUGAUGAUCAUAAUCAUGUACUUGUUGAAGAAAAUUUGAUUGGAUUGGCACCCACUCAUAGGAGAAUGAAUGAGGCUGACAUUACUCAAUUGAAUUGCUUUAGGAAGUCAGGAAUCACCACUCCACAGGCUUAUGGUGUGUUUGCCAACCAGAUGGGUGGAUAUCAAAAUGUUCCAUUUGGACCUAGACAAAUGUACAAUGAAAAGUUUAAAAAGAAGAAGGUGGAAGUAUGUGAUGCGAGAGGUGUGAUCGCUUUCUUACGUAAUUUGAAGGAAAAAGAUCCUGACUUGAUGUGGAAACACACUUCUAAUGAGGAAGGAAGGUUGGACAAGUUGUUUUGGAGUGAUGGUUUCAGCCUGGACAACUAUUUAUUGUUUGGAGAUGUGUUGGCAUUUGAUGCCACAUACAAGAAAAACAAGUACAAGCGGCCACUUGUAAUUUUCUCCGGAGUUAAUCAUCACAAUCAGACAAUCAUCUUUGCUGCUACUUUAGUUUCUAAUGAGAAAGAGGAGACAUAUGUUUGGUUGCUUCACAAUUUGUUAGAUGCAAUGCGGGGGAAAGCACCAGUAUCAGUAAUCACAGAUGGAGAUCCGGCAAUGAAAAAUGCAAUUAAAAGUGUGUUUCCAAAUGCGCAUCACAGGUUAUGUGCUUGGCAUCUUCUUCGGAAUGCAGUAAGCAAUGUUGCUGAACCAAAGUUUGUUCAAAUGUUUUCAAGAUGCAUGCUUUGGGAUCUUGAAAUUGUGGAGUUUGAGGAGAGAUGCGCUCAAAUGAUUAUUGAAUGUGGGUGUGAAGACAAUGUGUGGGUUCAUGAUUUGUAUGAGCGGAAAAAGAUGUGGGUUGCUGCAUAUAUGCGGGGUGAAUUCUUCGCGGGGUUUCGUACAACCUCACGGGUUGAGGGAUUACAUGCCCAAGUUGGGAAGUUUGUAGACUCAUGGAACAAUUUGACUGAUUUUAUGCACAACUUAUUUCGAUAUAUGAGUUAUCAGCGACAAAGGGAACUUGAAGCAGAUUUUGCAUCAAUGCACGGUGACCAUGUGCCGCAAACACAAUUGAAUGUGACUUUGUCCAAAACAACCAGUGAGUUCAAAUGCUCUUGUAUGAGGAUGGAAUCAUAUGGCAUUCCAUGCGAUCAUAUUCUUGCUGUUUGUAGAUAUCUAGAUCUGCCUGAAAUUCCCUCAUCAUUAAUUGUGGGGAGAUGGACCAAGGAUGCAAAAGAGGGUCUUGAGCUGCGUGGAGAACAAUUGGGUGCAUGGGACCCCAUGGAUUUGUGUAGAUUUACAGUAUUGAGGGAAAAUUGCAGGCGAAUGUCUAAGGCGGCAUGUAGAGCACCGGAAACAUUCCGUGAAACAAAUGAACUGGUUCUAAAGCAGGCAAGGAAGUUGGAGAAAUUGGAGAAAGGUGAUGGAGUGAAACAAAUUGUACAUGUGGACUACAACCCCAACGAUGCUGAACAAUUCUUGCGUGACCCACUCAAAAUAACCAAAAAUCGACAAUUUUUUAAACAAUCACAUAGUUUGUAG
Molecule: messenger RNA, 2139 nt
Organism: Lotus japonicus
Lineage: Eukaryota; Viridiplantae; Streptophyta; Magnoliopsida; Fabales; Fabaceae
Product: protein FAR1-RELATED SEQUENCE 5-like
Exons: 1
Coding region: 1-2139 (712 amino acids)
Biological process (GO): regulation of DNA-templated transcription
Molecular function (GO): zinc ion binding
Source: RefSeq, a predicted model, not a curated record